GAGCCUCACUCGACCUCCUUCGAGAACACAUUGUUCGAGAACGGGGAGCCGAAUACUAACAAAUCGCGUUCGGCUGACUGGCUGUUCCACAUUUUAAGAUUUUAUGAGCACCGACUGACCAUCUGACUGACUGAGUCUUGUCAAUGAUUCACUUUGCCUCUGUAUUUGGAGUCAAAAUGUCCCAGGUCAACAUUCUAAGGUUUGUGGCGUGGAGUAGUCUAUCACCAAAUCUGAUAUUACGGGUUCGGACACCGUUAUCUCAAGCUCAUCAAGUAAAAAAUAAUAAAUGCUUUGCUCAGCCAUUUAGAUCUCUAGAACUUUGCACAAAAAAUGUUGACGCAUCUGGUCUGGUAUUGGCCAAAAAUAUCGCUGGAAGUUUCUGCCCUGUUUGUUCCAUUAGUUCAAGCAUUCUCACACCAAAGGUGAUGUCAGUUCCUGCUAUCUUGAGCAAUUCGAGAAACUUUUGCACAAAUAGUCCGCCGUACGAUCCGGAAAAAGAUGCAUUCUUACAAGACAUCCUGAAAGAAUUUGGCCGAGAUUUUUCUUCUGACAUUAAGAAUUCUAAUGAUGGUGUCUCUGGUGAGGUUGACUCGGGUUACGAAAGUGACAGCGAUACGAAUUUAAAAAAGUCCGCAGAUAGUUCUAGUUCUAGUUCUAGUAGUGAUAGUGACAGUGAUUUGGAUGACAAGUCUUCCAGUAGUGAGAGUCAACGUUUGAGUGACCGAGAAUGGGAUGCUGGAAAAUGGUCUCAAAGGGGUCAACUCUUGGAGCCAGUGGUGAAAGAGGACGGACCAGGAAAGUUUGAGGAGGCCGGUGCCUUGUCAGCAGAGGUGAAAGACAACACACUGGAUGACUAUGAAGAGAUUGAGGCCUACUCGGAUGAGAAUGAAGAGGUCGAGGAGAUCUAUGAACGGGUCCAUGUCAUACAAUUAGAAAGAGGUGAAACAGGUGUGUUCGACAUUGAUGAACUUGUCGCCGUCCUUCGGGAUGAAAAUGCCAUCGACCUGAUCGUGAUGGCGGUGCCAAAACGAUUCAACUAUGUUGACUACAUGGUGGUGGCUUCUGGGCGGUCUGUGCGGCAUAUACGAGCUAUGGCUGAAUAUUUCAAGUUCUUGCAUAAAAAGAAGAAAGGGAAGAAGGACCACUACCUGAAGAUAGAAGGUCUGGAUGCCAAGGAUUGGGUGGCAAUGGACUUCGGAAACAUUGCUCUUCAUCUGUUCAUGCCAGCAAUGCGGGAAAUUUACGACUUGGAAAGUCUGUGGGCACUCGGCGGGCAAUAUGACAAACAGACAAAGCAGCAGGACGACGCCUAUGCUUUCCUCUUUGACCAGCAGGCGGCGGUACCAGGAGUGAGCAAGGACUUGGAUCAGUCUUCGCCAACAGCAUUUAAUUCUGAUCCUAAACAACAGGUGUCAGACGGUGGUGAAAAGGACUCAUACGAGAUGCACUCAGAUCAGUGGCACCAAGUUGAAACAACAAACUUUGAAAAUAAAACUGAUGUAGAGAGAUGAAACUAAUAGGACUCUAUAGGGUUAACUUGUUAGAGGAUGUGGCAAAAAUAUAUUUUUCACAAAGAAGUGGGUUGCUGAAAUUUUGUGUUCCAUUAUUCUUCACUUUAUCUGUGAGGUCUAAUUUUGCUAAACUGCUGAACAUUACAAAGAGAAUGGU
Lineus longissimus is the source of this 1668-nucleotide messenger RNA. RefSeq lists its product as uncharacterized. NCBI's taxonomy places the organism in Eukaryota, Metazoa, Nemertea, Pilidiophora, Heteronemertea, Lineidae. The coding region runs from base 144 to 1511 and encodes 455 amino acids. The record is from RefSeq and is a predicted model, not a curated record. Gene Ontology annotation, biological process: negative regulation of translation; negative regulation of ribosome biogenesis. Gene Ontology annotation, cellular component: mitochondrion. Gene Ontology annotation, molecular function: ribosomal large subunit binding. The transcript is spliced from 5 exons.